Messenger RNA from Lepus europaeus (European hare), 237 nucleotides. RefSeq names its product 26S proteasome complex subunit SEM1-like. Bases 1 to 237 code for a protein of 78 amino acids. Gene Ontology annotation, cellular component: proteasome complex; proteasome regulatory particle, lid subcomplex. Gene Ontology annotation, biological process: mRNA export from nucleus; double-strand break repair via homologous recombination; proteasome assembly. NCBI's taxonomy places the organism in Eukaryota, Metazoa, Chordata, Mammalia, Lagomorpha, Leporidae. The transcript has a single exon. The record is from RefSeq and is a predicted model, not a curated record.
AUGUCCAAGAAAAAGCACCUGGUAAACUUGGGUCUCCUACAGGAGGACGAUGACGAGUUCAAGGUGUUCCCUGCAAUAGACCAGGCUGGUUUAGAUGAAGAUGAAGAUGCACAUGUCUGGGAGGAUAACUGGGAUGGUGAUAACAUGGAGCACGACUUCUCCAAUCAGUUACGAGCUGAACUGGAGAAGCAUGGUUAUGAGAGAGACUCGGAACCUUCAGAAGAAAUGCUGAAGUAA